CAGGGUGAGACAGCCUCUCUCUCUCCUCCACCUGCACCUCGUCUCUUGGUUCACUCGCAAACACGCCUCCCCAGGAGCGACCAGCGGACUCACACCCCGGGGGGGAUGCCCGCCGCCCUCCGGGCUUCAACUUUUCUCUUUUUUUUGUGGGAGACUGGAACAAACGUUCAGGGAUCACUUUUUAAAAAAAAUGUUUUUUUAAUGUGUUGCCUGGAAGAAAACCCGUCGGCAUAUUAGCCCCCCCCUCCCUCCCUCCCUCCCCCUUCCUCUCUCUCGUUCUCGCUCUCUUUUCUCCUUCAAAAGGAAUUUGUGAAGCCAUCGGAUUGUUUAAUUUUUCCUCCAACACGGCUCCAAAAGAGGCGCAGCAACUUUUGCUUCCCUUCUCUCCGCUCGGGACGUCAGCGGCGUAGCUGGGGGGGGGGGGGGGGAAAGGCAAAGGAUUUAGAUCUCCGUGGGCUACCUGCAUGGCUGUUACCAUGGCAGCAUCUGGCGCCCAGCUCCUCCUGCUGGCCCUGUGUGUUUACCGAGGCUCGGCCCUGCAGCAGUCGGCUCCGCGGAUCCGCCUCUCCUUCAAAGAGCUUUUGGACACGAGGGCAGCGCGGCCUUUCAGUUUCUCCUUCAACACCAGCGACUACCGCAUCCUCCUGAUGGAUCAGGAUCAGGGCCGUCUGUACCUGGGCAGCCGCGAGUACCUGGUGGCUCUGGACAUGCACAACGUCAACAAGGAGCCGCUCAUCAUCCACUGGCCGGCAUCUGCUAAGAGAAAGGGAGAAUGUCAGAUGACAGGAAAGGGAAGACAGGGGGAAUGUGCCAACUUUGUGCGGCUCAUAGAGCCGUGGAACCGCACCCACCUGUACACCUGUGGAACGGGGGCGUACCAGCCCAUCUGCACAUUCAUCAACAGAGGCUGGAGGGCGGAGGACUACCUGUUUAGGCUGGUCCCUGGGUACGUGGAUUCAGGGAAGGGGAAAUGUUCCUAUGAUCCCAAACAGGAGAACAUUGCCGUCCUGAUCGAUGGUAACCUGUAUGCGGGGGUCCAUAUCGACUUCAUGAGUACGGACGCCGUGCUGUUCAGGACCAUGGGAGGGAGAACGGCCAUCAGGACGGAGCAGUACGACUCCAGGUGGCUCAACGAGCCCGUGUUUGUUCAGAUCCAGCAAAUCCCCGACAGUGCAGAAAGGAACGACGACAAGCUUUACUUCUUCUUCCGCGAGAAGAGCCUGGACUCCAGCGGCGGGGCGAGCCCCAGCGUUCUGGCCCGGGUGGGAAGGGUGUGCCUGAACGACGAGGGGGGCCAGAAGUCCCUGGUGAACCGCUGGACGACGUUCCUGAAGGCCCGCCUCGUCUGCUCGGUGAUUGGAGAAGACGGGGUGGAGACGCGAUUCGAUGAACUACGAGAUGUGUUCAUUCAGCCCACACAGGAUGAGCGGAACCCCAUGGUGUACGCUCUCUUCACCACAGCGGGCUCCGUGUUCAAGGGCUCGGCCGUCUGCGUGUACUCCAUGGCGGACAUCCGCAACGUCUUCAACGGGCCGUUUGCCCACAAGCACGGACACAACUACCAAUGGACCGAGUACACCGGCAAGAUUCCCUACCCGCGGCCCGGGACGUGUCCGGGAGGCACCUUCACUCCCGGCAUCCGAUCCUCCAAGAACUUUUCGGACGAGGCUGUGAAUUUCAUCCGAGCCCAUCCCCUCAUGAUCCACCCGGUUUACCCCAUCCACCGGCGGCCCCUGGUGGUGAGGACCGGCGUGGACUACCGCUUCACCGCCCUGGUGGUGGAUCAGGUGGAUGCCGUGGAUGGACGCUACGAGGUCCUCUUCCUGGGGACAGAUCGGGGCACUGUCCAGAAGGUUAUCGUGUUGCCAAAGGACCCGACCAGCAUGGAGGAACUGACUCUAGAGGAAGUGGAGGUUUUCCGGUCCAGGGCUUCAGUCAAAACCAUGAAGUUAUCCUCUAAAAGACAACAGCUGUACGUGUCCUCGGACGCGGGGCUGACCCAGGUGUCGCUGCACCGCUGCGGUGUGUACGGCAGGGCCUGCUCCGACUGCUGUCUGGCCCGAGACCCCUACUGCGCCUGGGACGGAGAGAGCUGCUCCGCGUUCACCCCGUCGACCAAGAGGUCAGUCGACCCCCCCCCCCCUCCCAGCCGUGUGUGUUGGUUCUUAAUUCUGAUCCUUCUUUUCCUCAGGAGGAGCAGACGACAGGAUGUGAAGCACGGCGACCCGCUGAGGCAGUGCAGGGGCUUUAACGCCAAAGUGGAGAAACGUCUGAGGGAAACGGUGCAGUUCGGGGUGGAGGGCAGCAGCACCUUCUUGGAAUGUCAGCCUCGCUCCCCCCAGGCCUCCGUCAAGUGGCUCUUCCAGGGGGAGGGCAAGAGGAAACUGCUGACCCGCGUGGGAGGUGUCCUCAAGACCAACCACGGCAUCCUGCUGAAAUCUCUCAACCAAUCGGACGCCGGGCUGUACCACUGCCUCGCCACGGAGAACAACUUCAAGCACACGGUGGCCCGCGUGGCGCUGCGCAUCCUGGACCGAGACAUCGUCUUGGCUCUCACCGAGCAGGACGUGGACGACGGCGGCGGCGAGGACGACGAGCCCAAGACCCUCCAAGCGGGGACGCGCCAGCAGUCGUCCCUCGUCUCCACGCCGUUCCCGCCUGAGAUAAGGCUGAUCAACCAGUACUGCCAGUCCUACUGGGAGAAACUCAGUCCCAAGCAGCAGCAGCAGCAGCAGCGCAAGCGCACCAGCCGCAGGCACACGGAGGGCCAGGACCAAGGCCUCGGCUAGAGUACGGAGCGGGCGGCGUCCAGCGCGGGCCGGUGUGGACGUUUUACGGUGGACUUUUGUGUUUGACGUGCAUGUUUGUGUGUCACCUGUGUUCGUUAGGCAGGUGAUGCUGUCAUGCUGUUGCUGAAGUACUAUAUCUGUGGUUUGGUAAGUGUCGGUAUAUUUUAGGGUCAUUUGUGACCACUUCCCAAAGAAUAGCGUACAUUUUUUUUUAUUUUUUCGGGUAUUAGAUUGUGGUAGUUUGACUUUCAAAUCAAUUUAUAGAUGUGAUAGAGGAGUAUUAUGGUCACCCAUACAUAGAGCAGUUCAUAGGAGGAUGUUUUUUUUAUAUUUCUUUUCCAUUUUGAGAAGAAACAUCAAGCUUUUGAGAAUGAAUCAAUCUGCUAGCGUCUGCGCACACAAUGAUAUUCACAUUUUAUUUUCAUAAUGGGAAUUAGAAAAAAUAUGCCAAUUUCAACCUAUUAUAGUUGUUUUGAACCGUAACAAGUGCUUCAUUCACUUGAGAAUCAUGGUGGAAAAUUGAUUUUAGGGCAAAGAAAAAGAACAACCAAAAAGUGGUUUUCCCAACAUCAUUCUUUGCUUACUGUCUGUAUUUUAGGCGUCAUUUUCUUAUAACUGACAUUUUCUGUCAGCUGAUUGUUAGAUUUUGGAUGGUUGUUGGGAUGGAUCACAUUUAGUAGUUACUAGGCUUCAACGUGCAGAACCACAGGUAUGGGACUGUCAAAUACCUUGAAACAGAAAUGUAAUAUAUUGAUUGUGAAUAUAAUAUAUAUGGUCAUUGGAUUACACUUGUACUGUAUGAAGUUGAUAUAAAUGCAUAUGUUGCAUGCAUAUGUUUUGUUUGUUGCAAGUUGUACAUUUUACUUGGUGUGUAAUGUUUGUAAGGUGUAAAGUAUUCUGUUGAACUAAUUCCAUUGGUUUUGUCAUGUUACUGUCCUGUGCUCAGUAUGUUGAGGAUAUGUUUAGCAUACAGUAAUCUUCCAGUUAUGCACUUUGUUGGUGUUCGUAUUUGAGGGAAUUUGGGAUCUUUGCACAGAUGUAUGAGGUAAUGAAAAAGGACUUUUUUUUAAUGUACAGAAUGUCAUUAUAAGCCUGGGAAUAGAACUGGCUCAGAUGUAGUAUUGAUGUUUUUUUUGUCAUAUGCUGUAUUUCCAGACUUUACAAAUUGCUCUUUUUAGUGGAAGCGUAACAAACGAGGUUUGUUUUCUAGUCGGAGUCACCAUUCACCGUCAUUGUGAGCAACACAGUGCUUUAAACAGGAUGAACCUACACUGGAACGUUUGAACAAAUACAUAAAACGUUUCAAAAAUC
Messenger RNA from Pungitius pungitius (ninespine stickleback), 4100 nucleotides. RefSeq names its product semaphorin-3F-like. Gene Ontology annotation, biological process: neural crest cell migration; negative regulation of axon extension involved in axon guidance; positive regulation of cell migration. Lineage: Eukaryota; Metazoa; Chordata; Actinopteri; Perciformes; Gasterosteidae. Gene Ontology annotation, molecular function: semaphorin receptor binding; chemorepellent activity. Bases 465 to 2789 code for a protein of 774 amino acids. The transcript is spliced from 17 exons. Gene Ontology annotation, cellular component: plasma membrane. The record is from RefSeq and is a predicted model, not a curated record.